Messenger RNA from Salvelinus sp. IW2-2015, 2130 nucleotides. NCBI's taxonomy places the organism in Eukaryota, Metazoa, Chordata, Actinopteri, Salmoniformes, Salmonidae. The record is from RefSeq and is a predicted model, not a curated record.
UCGWAUUUUUUGUCUGCACGAGCCGGUUUAUCCGUGGUAAGACGUUUCAAAUCUGUCGUUUUAGUUACCAACUUUUAACCGAAUUUGUGAUAUUUGGUCAAAGAUAUAUUGAGAGACUCGGUAGUUCGGUAACUAAGAUGAUGGAUGCUCUGUCUGUGGUGACCCAGCUCCGGGACCUGGCGUCGGAGCCCCAGAACCGGGAGGCAAUAGUCCAGGACCAGGGCUGUCUCCCCGGCCUGGUUCUCUUCCUGGACCACCAGGACCCGCAAGUGCUGUUCGCAACCCUGCAGACUAUGCGCUACCUGGCAGAGUGGCCCCUGAACAUCACCACUAUGAAGAAUGAACUGGGUAUGAUGGUCAGCCUGGUGACCCUGAUGGAGAGGAGUGGUUUGUGUGAUGACAUCAAUGUCCUGUCGCGGGAGGUGUAUGGAAUCCUGAGUGCCCCAGCCCCCCCCAGCCCAGAGAGAGAGAGGAGAAGAAACAAACCCCAGUUCUUCCUCAACGCCUCCAAAGGGAAGAACAAGUCUGUCACUCUGCACAUCCAAGGCCUGGACAGCACUCACAACCCACACCCACGGACCCCCCCCCCCACCCACGCCAAUACCCACCACCACGGACCCACCACCCCCCACCACCACCCCACGCCAAUCACACCAACACCGGACCCACCCCUCCCACCAUCCCACACGCAAUCCCACCCCACGGACCCCCACCUCCCACCCCCACCACAAUCCCACGCCCCCCCUAACCCACCCCACGCCAAUCCCACACACGGCCCCCCCUCCCACUCCACGCCAAUCCCACACCACGGACCCCCCUACCACACCACGCCAAUCCCACCCAACGGACCCCCCCACUACCCACCCACAGCCAAUCCCCACACCACGGCCCCCUACCCACUCCCACGCCAAUCCCACACCACGGACCCCCCCACCCCAAUCCCACCCACGGACCCACCCCACCCCAGCUUGAUGCCAUCACACACACACACACACCUGCCUACAGAGCUAGACACACAGAUUAGCCCAUUGGUUAAGUGUUUAAUUAAUAGUGUCCAUCUCUCCCUGAUGAGUCUGGCGUCGGCCAUCGCUUGCUACAAGGUGCUGUCAGCCCAACAGGUGGUGAGGAAUGAAGUUGGGGAGGAGGUCCUCCUCCCCCUCAGUGUGUGUGGUGGUAAUGUGAGGGAGGAGAACGUAUCAAUACCAGACUACCUCCCAGAAGACGAGAGUCCCGAGAGCGAGACGGACCGCGCCGUGUCCCGUACCGCAGCCAAGGACAACACCUCUGGCAGCUGGCUCAGCUCAGCAGCCACUUUCCUCACCAGAUCCUUCUACUGGUGAAACUGGGGCCGUCAGGAGCCGGCUGUUCUCACAGGGGACACCUGAACUGAGAACACAGCAGAACUGCACCCGUAUGGCUGCAUCCCCAUUCUACAACACAUCUCCUGAAGUGUACACUAUGGCUGCAUCCCAAUUCAUCUCCUGAAGUGUACACUAUUGUGCAUCCCCAUUCUACAACACAUCUCCUGAAGUGUACACUAUGCCUGCAUCCCAAUUCAUCUCCUGAAGUGUACACUAUCGCUGCAUCCCAAUUCAUCUCCUGAAGUGUACACUAUGGCUGCAUCCCAAUUCAUCUCCUGAAGUGUACACUAUGGCUGCAUCCCAAUUCAUCUCCUGAAGUGUACACUAUGGCUGCAUCCCAAUUAAUCUCCUGAAGUGUACACUAUGGCUGCAUCCCCAUUCUCAACACAUCUGAAGUGUACACUCCCCGUCAUGGAUUUAAAAGCAUUGGAUUGGUGUAAGCAUUGGCUGUAGGUGUGUACUAGGGGACAGAGAGAGAAACAGGAUGUGACCAGAGGUGUAAAAWGUAAAGAUACCUURAUAGAAAAUGACUCAAGUAAAAGUCAGACAGUAAAAUACUACUGGAGUAAAAGUCUAAAAGUAUUUGGUUUUAAAUAUACUUAAGUUCCAAAAGUAUGAAUUAUUUCAAUUUCCUUAAAUCAAGCAAAUCAGACGGCAUCAUUUGCUGUUUACAUGUUUUAUUGGCGGAUAAACAGGGUCAAACUCCAACACUCAGACAUCAUUUACAAACAAAGCAUUUGUGUUUAGUGAGUCCUCCAGAUCAGAGGCA